GGCUGCGAGAGAGCAUUUGUUCAGCAACACUGGUGUCAGAAUUGCUUCACUUCCGUUUGGUGUUCGCUCGCAAUAGGACUGCGUACUCAUCAGACAGGACCGUAAAUUGGUUCAAGUUUAGCAAAUAGGGCCGGGAAUCGCUAAACGCGGUCGAGUGCGGAAAACGUGCGGAACGAAACAAACGAGUCUGGGUCGGUGGGAGCGGUGUGGUGAGAAUAAAACAGGCAAUCCACCAGCUGUAGGAAAAAGGGAGAAAAGUAGCGAAGCGAGACAAAGAGGCAACUAAGUACGCUUGCUCAAGCAAUCGAACAUUUGGGGGAAUAAAAAAAACUAACUUCCACAACUGCUGCUCCUGCUGCUGCUGCUUCCUACUAAAGUAGAAAAUAUACUUGUGCAGAGUGCAAUAUUUUUGUUUUUGUUGGCUAACUUUCUGUCCAGAAGCGGUGCAGUUCUUCAAUCCCAAUAUCCCGGACAUCCAAUGUCAGAACCUCAGUCGUCCCUGCUGCUCAAGAAACAACUGGCUGAGCUGAGCAAAAAUCCUGUGGAAGGAUUUUCGGCCGGUUUAAUCGACGAUAACGAUAUCUUUCGAUGGGAAGUGCUAAUCAUUGGACCACCGGAUACUCUAUACGAGGGCGGAUUCUUCAAGGCACAUCUACAUUUUCCUAAGGAGUAUCCUUUGAGGCCACCGCGCAUGAAAUUCGUCACAGAGAUUUGGCAUCCGAACAUCGAUCGGAAUGGAGACGUAUGUAUCAGCAUCUUGCACGAACCGGGCGAUGAUAAAUGGGGCUACGAGAAAGCAUCCGAGCGCUGGUUACCGGUGCACACGGUUGAAACGAUUCUAAUAUCGGUCAUUUCCAUGCUGGCCGAUCCGAACGAUGAAUCGCCGGCGAAUGUGGACGCGGCAAAGGAAUGGCGAGAGGCGUAUCCCGAAUUUAAGCGAAAGGUAGCCCGGUGUGUUCGAAAGAGUCAGGAAGAUUGUUAGUAGCAUUUAUAAUACUUUUUUUUUAAAUUGUCUUAUAUUUAUUAAUUAAUUAUUGUACGAUUACACUUACCUUAAAUGAACGAAAGAAAAGCAUUGAAGGAUCAAGUAUCGGUACCGUCUACUACUAGUGUCCCUUAUUCUUCUACUGACUAUCACUACCGUUAUCUCUGCUGCUGCUGUUGUUGCUGUUACUACUCCUACGACGACCCCCUACAUUCAUCCGGGCAAUGCUAGUGAAGCUUUCGGUAAGAAUGUGUUAUCCAAACAAAUGACGGUUGGUGGUGUCACACGUGUGUCUGCCCGAAGCGGAAGUGGUAUUGCUAAACGGGAAGACAGCAGCAUUCAAUGAACGCCUGAGUAUGAGGAAAAGAUACGAGAGAAGAAGGAGCGAAAAGAGGGCAGGACAAAUAAUAUUUGAUACCCCUUUCCUGAAACACUGUGUGCAUGAAUCGAAAAUUAAGUGGACUGUGAUUGAUGAGAAGAAGCUUCACAUUUGCAAACUGAUCAAUAUCUAGAAGAGAAGAAAAAAAAACUAAGCGCAGACCCCCCGAAUGUUGUCGUUCCUUUCUCGUACUGAAAUAAUUCUAGCUUAGAUUUUGUUUCGCCCAUACGAUCGAAAACAAUGAUUGCGCAAAAGACCAUGGAUUUGUUCCUUAUGCAUCAGUUUACUCGUUACAUCCUUGUCUUUUAAAACUCUAGCGCGUUUGAUACGAAACUAUUGAAAUGUCCUAAAAAUACUGGCUUUGCGGACUGAGAUUUUUUUUCAAAGCGUACGAAUGCGGAUAACCGUUUUAAGGAAGCAAAUUUGAUACUCAGGUACAUUAAACUACGGCAACUUAUUACAUUUACGCGUGGAGUGAAGUGCAUUCAAAAGAAUAAAACAAAACAAGAAGCUUAACCCAAUCGAGCAAUGAAGCAUGUUAAUGAUGAUGUGUUUGUGUGUGUGUGCGUGCGUGUGUGUACCUCGUGAGGACACGAUCGAACAAAAGACAUAACAAAUAAUAAUAUACUUCUCGUAAUCAACGAAUCUAAUGCAGAUUUAUGGUACCGCUUUCGUUAUGAUUUGCUUUAUCGUAUUUUAGUCCAAUGCUGAUGAUUUGCGGCGAAAUUAGGCUCAAAAUAAUGAGAUGGUUUGGAUAUAUUUUGGAUACGGUUUGAUUACCUUAAAAUUUUACGCUGAUGUGAUUUAUGUUGGUGAUGAUCACUUCCAACUUUCCUGCCAAUCAUUGGCAUACUUUAGAGAGCUUCUAUCGCUUUUAUAUUGUAAAUAGCGUAUCUUCAUAUCAUGAUAAUCCCAGCAAAGCAUCAAACAAAUGGUUAGUUUGUUUUAAUUUGAUUUAUCCGCCCUAUGCUGUAUUGUUCUCCACCUAAGUAAGCACCAAUCUAAAUUUAGUACUUAGCUGGUGAUCGUGUGGUUAAGGACUAGGGAAAGUACCCUAGUGCAGCUGUUCUAAUCGCAAGUAUCUUAGCCAUUAUCCAUCGCAUUGGCCAAAGACAAUACGCGGCAGGUGCAUUGGUAUAGGACAGCAUAAACGUUGACUCGUUUCAUGAUUGAGGAUCAUAAAUAGGCCCCUCAAAUGGAUGGUUGCCUAACGGAUAGAGGGGGAUACAUAUAAAGCAGCAAAUGUGACCUUACCAACAUAAGCUUCACAGUAAUUACAAAUUUACUAACACGAAUAAGACACGAUACAGCAAACAAAGGUAGUGUGCAAUGUGUUUCGCUACUGGAUUAAUGCAACAGGACGUACGAGCCGUUUGUUCGAGCAAAACUUUAAACAAACAGGCUACAGUAAAAUUAUGAGUGUACUCUAGCAAAAGGCAGCUUAGUUAGGAAUAAGAAAAGAAAACGAUUGGCAUUGAAUGGAAUGGAGUGUUAAGCAAUCAUCAGUGCAACAUUUGCUACGAAAAAAAAGAUUAAUGCCGCAAGAUUCGUGCAAAAUCCCUUAAGAAUAGCAACUAAAUAGUAAAAGUAGCAAAAACGAAAAGGAAACCCGAGGAUGGCUACAGCAUAACGAUCGGAACGCGAACUAUAUAAAAGAGUGCUACACGAAUGUGUCUUAGUUCGUUUGUUUCUUCCGCUUUAUUCUCGGUUAUGUUCCUUACAAAAACUUACUUACGUUUUACUGAAACGCAAUACAUUCUUUAAAAAAAAAAAUCCUCUGCGUUUCCCAUCUUAACAGUUUCCUUCCCUAUCUCCGCGAAGGGUAUGUAAGAAACAUCGGGCGUACAAGUGAGAUAAUUGUAAAACAAUUCAAUACCAAUAAAGAAGAUCUGCAUCUGAAUGAUACGGUUUAAGAAA
This is a messenger RNA of Anopheles funestus (African malaria mosquito), 3281 nucleotides long. RefSeq names its product ubiquitin-conjugating enzyme E2 G1 (gene Ube2g1). NCBI's taxonomy places the organism in Eukaryota, Metazoa, Arthropoda, Insecta, Diptera, Culicidae. The record is from RefSeq and is a predicted model, not a curated record. The transcript is spliced from 4 exons. Gene Ontology annotation, biological process: protein polyubiquitination; proteasome-mediated ubiquitin-dependent protein catabolic process. Gene Ontology annotation, molecular function: ubiquitin conjugating enzyme activity. Bases 479 to 982 code for a protein of 167 amino acids.